This is a messenger RNA of Cryptotermes secundus, 683 nucleotides long. RefSeq lists its product as uncharacterized. Lineage: Eukaryota; Metazoa; Arthropoda; Insecta; Blattodea; Kalotermitidae. The record is from RefSeq and is a predicted model, not a curated record. The transcript has 5 exons. Bases 87 to 683 code for a protein of 198 amino acids.
UGGCCGGAGAAGUGCAGUAUGGAAGAAAGGUUCAAGCUGCCCCAGCGGUAAGCCAGUUGGUUACAGCUACAUAUGGUUCCGCAAUCAUGAAACAGUAUGUCUCUUUAGUUCUCAUAAUGACCUUGAUUCAAUUUAGUGGAUGUGAUUUUCAUCAUCUAGGAUGGGAGAAGAAACUAUCUAGGUGGAAGAGGUACUUGAAUUUUCCGACUGGCAGUACCGCUGUGCUGCAAGUGGUCAUGUCGACGGGGUUGAUGUGGGAACUUACCAACAGUCCUCUCCCGAGGUGGAACACUGCAAUGGCGUGGGACCUUGGCUUUAAGCUGCCUAAUAACACCCGGAUGGCCUUCGGCAUGAGGAAUCGCAGAUAUUCCGGGAGCUGUGAAUUUGAUUACUUUCUCCACAGAAAAGAAAGGCGUGAGGUGUAUCGCAGUAUUGAGGCAAUACUGGACGUGUACGGUAUCGACGGUCAUAUCUGCAUGCUCAGAAUUCUUUGCGAGGCUAAGCACCAUCUGAGACCAGGAAGGUCGCUACUGGAAGAUAUCUUGCAUGUUAUGUUCACAAUCCCACACGGAGAGAGAGAUGAAUUUGAGGCAGAUGGCUAUGACAGACCUGCAAAAGAGAGCUUCUGUCAGACUCACGGAACAAGAUGUCCUUUAUCCUUACUCCAGUAUUUACUUUUGUAA